CGUCAUGCCAGCGAAACAACCCGACAGCGCUGCCGGCUUAUGUGAUGGCAGCGACGAGUGCAGGCGGGCUGGCGCUCUUCGGAGCGCUCAGUGUUCUCUGUUGUGGUCUGGCGGCAGAUUUCUACUUCACCUACCGCCUCUCUCAGGAUGUAGAAGCAAUCAAGAUGGGCCGGUCCAUUAGCUCCCAAUACCUGCCGAAUCCCAGAUAUCGAGAGACUCAUUCGGAAAGCCGUGUUGUUCACGACGGCGGUGUUGACGAUUUGAGCCGGCUGUCUCACUUGUUGCCACCGGUUCGAACUCGACGGGAUACGGACGAUGACAGCAGUGACUCCAACGUGCCUAGUGUAGAGUUUUUUCCUAAACCUCAGUCGACGGAUGAUAUGGAAGGAUAUGUGUGGCUCACAUCGUAUUCGAGGAUACCGCUCCCAGUGCUACAGGAGUUUUGCCUUUCAACCAGACGUCAUUGUUCUCCCGGUGAGAAGGGGCAGCCCGGUGCACCAGGUUUUCCUGGGUAUAAAGGAGACAAAGGCGACAGGGGUGAUAGGGGGUUUCCGGGAGAGGCAGGUUCUACUGGCCCCCAUGGACCUCAGGGAAUGCCGGGACCGGUUGGCCCACAAGGGCAACAGGGCACUUCGGGAUUCCCGGGAAUGGAUGGGAGAGACGGUCUUCCAGGCGAGCCAGGUCUGGAUGGCGUCCCAGGGCGUGAUGGUGUGGACGGGCUACCAGGACGUGACGGUUAUCACGGAAUACCCGGGACGCCUGGCCGUCCCGGCAUCAACGGAACAGACGGAAUUCCUGGGCUCCAGGGGGCAAGAGGAUCUCCCGGACUUCCUGGGCCUCCGGGCCUGCCAGGAGCUCGAGGCAAGAAAGGGGCCACAGGUCUGCAAGGGCCUCCCGGUACCCCCGGCGUCAGCACCUGGGUUGUUUCAGGACAGAACGUGACGGACGCGACCAAACUUUUGAUUCCUCCUUCUGUCGUCGACUCGGAAGAAAACCAGCAAGUGCUGGUUCAGGAAGGGGAGAAGUUAAGCCUCCGCUGCCCCACAACGGGGCUUCCCAAACCAACUGUGACUUGGAGGAGGGACGACACACUUCCUAUUCCCUUUGGAUCAUGGUACUUGACAUCACUGGAAGGCGACACUUUCAACGUGAGCCGAGUGGUCCGGGAUCACAUGGGCGUCUACGUGUGCAUUGCGUCCAACGGAGUUCCUCCACCGGCGAUGAAGAAAGUUUCUUUGGAGGUCACUUUUCCUCCAUUGAUCAAGAUCCAAAACUGGGCGAUCGGCGUUACAAACGGAACAACGGCAGAACUGGAGUGCAUCGUCGAGGCGUUCCCGCGUGCCACGAAUUCCUGGCUGUUCGGUGAAUCCCCUUUGGAGGCCAACUGGAAGUACCAACUCCGUGAGGAAGAAGAGGGAUCCUACACGUCUCGUCUGAAACUCAGAGUUGCAGCUCUGGAGCCCAAGGACUACGGCAUGUACAAAUGCGUGAGCCGGAACGCACGGGGACACGCCACAGGCGUCCUCACUGUUUUUGAGCUUGACCCUUCCAAGAUGCCUGUGGCGCCUGAGGAAAACACGUAUACUCUGUACGGGCACGCUCCCCCACCGAGAGUCGUGGAAGUCGAGUGUCCUGUCUGUCCUGACUGUCCUUCUUCGCACGAGUGUGCGCCCAGGCGAAAAGGAGGUUCUGGAGUUGCUACGGUCGUCAAUGUGGAGACAAUAUACAACCAUUCGCAUUGGCUACCCCUGAGACCUCGCGACCAAGAAUGCCGUGCCAAGCGUCGCUACCUCCUGAAGGUUGGCAAGCCAGUACUUUUUCGCCACAACAACGCCACGUGGGGAGCCUGGAUGCGCGACAGCUACAAGAGAGCUUUCGACCCCAACCGCUUCUGGGUAACCCUGGACACCGACCGCACAACCUUAUUCGAGUACGUGGAGAACAUCUUCGCCAAGCGCUACGCAUUGCCGUACGCUUUCGCCGGAAAUGCGCAAGUUGUCUUCAACGGCUCUCUCUACUAUCACCACGAAACUACGGACAGCAUCGUACGGUUCGACCUACGGAACAAAUCGACUGCGGCCAUCAGUCUGAGCGAAGACUUUGCGACGACUUCGAUGCUCUACCGCACAGGCCAUAACGCCAUGGAUAUCCUCUCGGACGAAAACGGACUCUGGGUCGUCUACGGAAGCAAGACUUCGAACAACACGAUCGUCGUGAAAUUUAACGAAGGUUCCAUGAGGGUGGAGCGCAUCUGGAAUCUGACCUUGCAUCACAGGAAGAUCGGCGAGUUGUUCAUCAUAUGCGGUGUCUUGUACGCAGUGGACAGCGUCACAGAUGCAUCUACAAGAAUCAGCUUCGCCUUCGACCUGUACUCUGACACUGCCUUUGACAUUGCGCUAAGCUUUAGUAAUCCCUUCCGGAACACAUCUAUGAUCAGUUAUAACCCCAGUGACGGUGCUCUCUACACUUGGGACUUGGGGCACCAGCUACUUUAUCCGCUGCUAUUCUCCAACUUCACUAAGGGACCUGACGGCGAUGUGUGACGCCUGGAACUGACGGUGCAAUCCAGUGCCAUUCUGUAGCGGAUGGUACGAAACUCUGGUGCCUGCCACAGCUGUGCUGUAGUACUUGCCUUUACGUUGUACGCUUCAACAACAAGUAAACGAGUAAUUCACGAAAAA
Messenger RNA from Ornithodoros turicata, 2681 nucleotides. RefSeq lists its product as uncharacterized. The transcript has 15 exons. Gene Ontology annotation, biological process: signal transduction. Bases 45 to 2543 code for a protein of 832 amino acids. The record is from RefSeq and is a predicted model, not a curated record. NCBI's taxonomy places the organism in Eukaryota, Metazoa, Arthropoda, Arachnida, Ixodida, Argasidae.